Symbiodinium sp. CCMP2456 is the source of this 1074-nucleotide messenger RNA. The record is from the annotation of a GenBank genome assembly. NCBI's taxonomy places the organism in Eukaryota, Dinophyceae, Suessiales, Symbiodiniaceae.
AUGUCCAGCCAUGACAGCAAGUCAGCAACAGCCUACACGAUCGCCGACUUGAGCAGGGAGUUCGCUGGGGAAUUCACAGAGGAGGAAAUUCAAGAGCAUCUGAAAGGAGACAGAGCCGCGCUACAGCCAUCUGCAAAGGUGUGUCCGUCCGUGUUUGUGGCGGGACUUUGCUGGGCAACCACCGACGAGAGACUUUACGAUUUUUUCGGCACUUGUGGUGUAGUGGUGUCAGCGGAAGUCUGUCUGGACCACUGCACAGGCCGUUCGCGAGGCUUUGGGAAAGUGACCUUCGCAUCGCUCGCAGCAGCCAGCAAAGCCCUCUCGCUGUGCGACGCCUUUCUGGACGGCCGGCCGAUUUCCGUGCGGCCCUUCGAGGCGAUCCCUCCACGCAGAGGCGGCAGCGAUGCACCAUCUUUUGAGGUGUUGGUUGACAGCAUCAGUUGGAACACCACCGAAAUCAGCCUGAAGAACCACUUCGAGAAUUGUGGGGAGAUCGUAUCUUGCACUGUCUUCUAUGAUCGCAAGACUGGACAGCACAAGGGGAUCGGCAAGCUGGUGUUUGCCUCUGAAGCAGCAGCCCUGCGCGCCACGCAGAGGCACCUGUCGGAUCUCGACGGAUGGACGAUAUCCGUGAGGCCGGGCCGGACUUUCCGAGCCCAAAGAGCUCUAGCUGCAGAGCGGCAGAAGCAGGGCAGCGGUGACAUGCACGAGGGCCCUGCAGGGUUGCCGCUGUUGCGCACAGCAAUUCGGAACAACUUGCCGUCCGACACCGCUUCCCUUCAGCACCUCGGGAAGACAGUGGACAUCCCGAAAAGGGUCCCAACGACGCAUGUAAUCGAUUGGCUGGCCGAGCUUGAUCCUGCCGGCUUCUUGAAAUGCUAUUUGCCCAUCCUGUUGACGAUGGGUCAUAGAACUGCCCGGGAUGUUGUACACAAGUACGUCGAAGAAGGUCCAGGAGAGACCCCGCAACUUGCAGAGCAGCUCUUUACGGACUUGCAAGUGCAAAAGCUUGGCCAUCGCCGACUUUUCCAGCGGUGGUUCGCUGGCGUCCUACGUUGCCCUAUCCCCUCCUGA